Molecule: messenger RNA, 2242 nt
Organism: Cuscuta campestris
Lineage: Eukaryota; Viridiplantae; Streptophyta; Magnoliopsida; Solanales; Convolvulaceae
Source: the annotation of a GenBank genome assembly
CAAGUUAAACCCCUCACAGAACCCUUCCUUAGCCAUCGCCUGCCCUUCUCUUCUGGUCCCGGCCGAAAAUGGCUGCCUGGAAGCUCUCCUGUCUCAAUCACCACAUCAGAUCCCUAACUAGACACCAUUUCCGCCUCCAAGCGCCGCCGCUCACCUUCCGAUUUCUGCGAUCCUUCUCAUUCGCCACUCCGGAAGAGGCCGCCGCGGAGCGCCGCAAACGCAAGCGCCGCCUUCGCAUCGAACCCCCCAUUUCCGCCCUUCGCCAGCAGCAGCAGCAGCAGCAACUGCCUCGUCCGGCCAGCUCUCAAAACCCUAACCCCAAUGCUCCCAAGAUCCCCGAAACCGUCUCGGCACUGACGGGGAAUAGGCUCAAUCUCCACAACCGCAUCCUCACGCUGAUCCGCGAGAAUGAUUUAGAGGAGGCGGCGCUUCUCACUCGCCACUCCAUCUAUUCCAACUGCCGCCCCACAAUCUUCACCUGCAAUUCCGUCAUGGCCGCACAGCUCCGCCAAUCAAGGUACGCUGACCUUCUAUCCCUCCACCGCUUCAUCACACAGGCAGGCGUUGGAGCCAAUAUAGUCACCCACAACCUUCUUCUAUCUGCCUACAUGGAUUGCCGAAAGACUGACAUUGCUAUGGAGCACUAUAAGCAGCUAAUCAACGAUGCCCCCUUCAACCCCUCCCCCACCACCUACCGGAUCUUAAUUAAGGGUCUAGUUGAUAACGGUAAGCUUGAAAAGGCAAUCGAAUUGAAAGACGAGAUGUUAUCCAAGGGAUUCAAAGCAGACCCCAUGGUGUAUAAUUAUUUGAUGUCUACUCAGGCUAAGAACUCAGACGCUGAUGGAAUUUUUAAACUUUAUGAGGAAUUGAAGGAAAAAUUGGGAGGUCCUGUAUCGGAUGGAGUGGUUUAUGGGAGCUUGAUGAAGGGUUACUUCUUGAGGGGAAUGGAGGAUGAGGCUAUGAACUGUUAUGCAGAAGCUGUGGGUGCGAAUUCAAGUAUUAAGAUGACCCCUGUGGCUUUCAAUCACGUUUUAGACGCACUGAGCAAGAACGGUAAGUUCGAUGAGGCUCUAGUCCUAUUUGAUAGGAUGAUGACUGAGCAUAAUCCUCCCAAAACAUUGACUGUCAAUCUGGGGAGCUUCAAUGUGAUAGUGGAUGGGUAUUGUGCCCAAGGGAAAUUCAUUGAUGCUAUUCAUGUUUUUAAAUCAAUGGGCACGAAGAGGUGUAACCCGGAUACAUUGUCAUACAAUAAUCUGAUUGAACAUUUAUGCAAUAAUGAUUUGUUGGGUGAAGCAGAGGAGCUUUAUAAAGACAUGGAAGAUAAGAAGGUGAGCCCCGAUGAGGUUACAUUUGUUUUGCUAAUGGACACUUGCUUCAAGGCCAACAGACCCGAUGAUGGAGCUCAGUAUUUCAAAACAAUGGUGGAAUCAAAACUGAGGCCUAACAUGGGGGUUUACAACAGAUUGGUUGAAGGACUGGUUAAAAUUGGGAAAGUGGAUGAAGCAAAGUCUUUCUUUGAUAUGAUGAUGGGGAAGCUUAGGAUGAAGGACGAUGAGUACAAGUUCAUAAUGAAGUCACUUUUUGAUGUCGGGAAGCACGAUGAGGUGCUUUCCAUUGUUGACAGGGUCGUAAGGGAGGACCCGUCUGAUUUAACUGGUGAAUUGAAAGAGUUUAUUGGAGAAGGGUUGAGCAAAGUAGGGAGAGAAGCAGAGUUGACGAAGCUUAUAGAAGACAUAGAAAGGGAGAAGGCUGAAGCUGUGGCUAAGGCUGCCGAAGAAGCCGAAAGAGCAAAGGCCAGUACACGAGAAGCUGUCAAUGCCCUGUUGAACACCCCCAGAUUGUUUGGAAAGAAGGAACCUGAAGAUGAUCAGAAGACAACUUCCACAGAAAAUACUGCAGAGGCAGAGGUUGUAGAAGAGGAGGCUGUUGAUGCAGUGUCAAAUGCUGGGGGUGACUCUUGAAGGUAGGAAAACCGUGAUAAAAAUGCAUAAGGUUUUAAUUUGUUUCCAGUUACAAUGGCAUUGGCUUGAGAGUAUAGGCAUGUAUCUAAUACAUUAAGAUCAGAAAUAAAAACAACUUACUGAUCAUGUGUGACACCUUAUGUGUUGGCUUUUGUUAGAAUCUUUAGAUGGUCAGAGUAUUUUCAUCAAAUCUUAUAUCAUCCUUGGAUCUUGCACUACAUUUUGCUCAACUCCUUUGUUUGUGGCAAUUUAUUCUGAUGCAAAAAAUUGAUUUUGAGAUU